GUCAAGACCUCCCAGAAGCGGAUCCUGGAGGAGUUCCAGAUGAUGAACCUCUGCGUCGACCUGGCCGGCCGCCCUCCUGCGCUUGCCCAGCAGCGCUUCCUGCCGUGGGUCCCCCUGGAGCACAAGAACCGUAGGUCUCGGCUGAACGGUGUGUUCAAGAACCUGCUGAAGGAAGUGGACACAGCCACGAACAUCGAUGGCAUCGACCUUUGGUUCGAGAAGGCCUGCCGAGUGUCCACAGACUUCAACUUCAGCAAAACCGCGAGCCCGAUCGACGAGAUCUCGGACGAGCCGCGCCACGAGUGCGAGAGGGUCCUGCUGUCCAAGCAGCUGGUCACCAUCUUCCCGAGCUUUACCGAGCGCGCAGUCAUAAGCUUCAAGAGGCUCCAGGAGCAUCUGGACAAGCUGAUGCUCAACCCGACGGACAAGAAAAUUUACAAUGGCAUGGAGAGCAUAGUGCGCAGGUUCAUCGAGAGUUUCAGGGAUGUCCAGGACUUGGACAACGACUUCCUCACCGCCUUUGCCUACAAGGAUGACGGCUCCCUGUCUGGUGACCUGUGGGCCUCGCUGAAAGACUCCAGCGCGACGAUCGUUGCGAGCCUACAAGAGCGCAGCUCGUCCCGUCGAGACUGGAUCACGGAGAGCAUCCGGGACAAGGCGUUGCUCCAGCAUGGCCGCCGCAUACGGGUGCGCGACCCCGAGCCGCCGAAGCCCGAGAUCCCCGCGAACUCGGAGAGCUGCGUGUGCAGAGAUGAUUGGACCGCGUGGGUCUGGUACACCUUCCCUGUGCGCAGGAGAUUCACGGGCUGCGCUACGUUCCCAGCGGACGGCGGCAAGAUCAAGAUCAGCAGCGACUUCGACACUUCUGGGUGGAAAGGGUUCUGCCGCACCAAGCUGAAGAGGAACAGCCCGGCGCGCUGCGCCGACAAGUGGGCCCCGUGCGACCCGAACGUGACGGUGGACACCCGCCCGGAGUUCAGGAUAUGGCGCAGAGACCAUGCGAAGGGAGUCGUCACGCUUCCGCUCGUGCAGACGGACCUCUACAUGAGCUUCGACAUCCGCAGCUCCCGUGCUGACUUCUGCACGCCCAAUUUCGCGCCGCUCCUCAUCAAGAAAACCAAGCAGUGGUCCAGCGCGUCAUGGGUCCCGUGGGAGCUGCGCAAGGUGGACUGCUAUGGUGCCCGGAUCCACCCGCCCGGCAUCUCGCUGCUGGUCAUGCGCUGCGAGCACGGGGUCAUCGGGGACAGGGUGUUCCAUCCCACCCGCAACGGCAACGGCUCUCGGGGGCAGCUGGCCAACCUAAUCAAAGAACAGAGCUCCGCCCUCGGGGAGGAUUGCUCCUCGCUGGGCAACGUGCCCAUGAUGGUGGCGUCGAACAGGCACCGCGGCGGCAGCUCGAACUCCGCCAUGCGGAGCACCUGGUGGGCUGCCUGCAGCAGCCGCCUCGGGAGCCACCCCGCGGCCCACCGCCGCAGCGGCAGCCGCCUGCGCGUCACGCAGCGCGCGGGCAGCUUCAGCACGAACUCGAUCUUCUUCAGCGCGUACUACUCGUCCAACGGAGGGCGCUUCUGGGCGACCGCGCGGGAGUCCGCCAGCGGUCCACUGGGGGCCGCCUACCGGGCCCCGCAGAUCCUCACGAUACAGUGGGGCCCCCUGGCUGGCGAGACGGCUGGAUACUGCGUCAAGCGGCUCCAGCUCAAGGCUGGGGACAGUUUCGACAGCGGGUGGCACGCCUUCCGCGCGGCGCAGGUCGCCGGCAGCCGUCGCCCCGCCUGUGACCCUGGGAGGCGGCCUGGCGUCGACUGUCUGGUCUCUCUCCGGGAGCUCGCCGCCCGCGGACACGACGUGGUGGAGUGGGCCGACAAACAGCGCCUGACACUGGCACAGCACCCCCGCGGGGGGCGGCUGCAGGCACCGCAGCGGGUGCGGCGGCGCGCAAUAGACCUGGACACGCCGCGGCAACAAGUGCAUCUCCGAGGUUGCCGCGCCUAUCAGGUCGCUCGCUGCGGAGGGUCCACCCUGGCCCUUCGCAGCUUCCUCGUCGCCAAGUUUGGUCACGCAGUAGCCGGGGAUGUCAACGGCAAUGCGGCGCGUAUUGACGCGCUCAAACUCGAGAAUGAGUUUUUCAAAGCCUACGGGGAUGAGAUUCAGUUGCUUGAGACCGAACAGAAGGCGAUUAGGGCUGACAUUGCAGCCAACAAGGGGUCGCCCGUGGCCCAGCCGGAGGACGCGCCCGCGCCCCUGCUCGAGGCCGCGCCCAGGGCCCAGCCCGCGGCGGCGCAGCCGGCCGACGGCCGCGGCUCAGACUCCAGCUCCAGCGGCGGCAGCGACAGCGAGGGCGACGCUGCUGCCGACGAGCCCGACGCCGAGUCGGACGCCGACUGGGUCAAGGAGGAGGAGAACGAGCAGGCGCGAAGCCACGUCUUCCUGGUGACCUACUCCGCCCUGCUCAACGCGCCCGAGGACGCGGGCAUGGCGAACCCAGCCGACAUGGACGACAGGGAGUUCUUCCGGAAGGCGCUCCUAGACGCGGUGGCCAACCUCGCCCCCGCCGCCGGCAGCCAGGGGGGGCGCCCGCGGACCAGGGCGUUGGAGGUCAACUUCCUGCUCACCGUCCAGGAGAAGCACCAGGACGGGAAGGUGCACUACCACCAGGCAGUGAAACUGUCGCACGAGACUCGCUUCCUGCCAAUAAAGACUGCGCUUCGGCAGCGGUCGAAGCUCGCCUCUCACUGGAGCACCUCGCACACCGAGCUCUGGAGCGCCGUGCGCUACCUGACGCGCACCAGUGACAGGGAGAAGUCGGUCGACCGCAGCCCCGACGUCUGGGCGAAAGGCGGCUCGGCGCCCAACCUCUACGAGAUGGGCAACGAGGGCUGGGGUGCGAAGAUGCACAAGCGCAGGCGGGAGCAGGCGGCGAUGGCGGCGGGCGACCAGGUCCUUGAACGCAGCGCAAAGAAGUCGAAGGAGAUCUUCGGGAAGCUGGACUUGUACGCCCUUGUCGUGACCGACAAGUUGCUGACGCCUCGCAAGGUGAUGACGCACGCGCAGAAGAAGGGCUCCCUGGCCAUGCAGAACUACGUCGCCCGCAACCAGCGGAAGUUGGCCGAGCUAAUCGAGGAAGCUCUGGAAUGGGAGGGGGCGUCGGAGAGGGCCGAGGAGGACGACGAGAGCGACUGGGGCCUCAUCCUGCGGAAGGCUGCGUGCACGUGCGCUUGCGGCGAGGCGGGCUGCGAGUGGUGGGCGGCAGCCGUGGCCUUCUUCGACAGGAACCCGGGGGUCGACAGGGACUACUUGGCGGCGUGCUUGGUGAAGAUCAUCAAGGAAGGCCCGAGCAAGACGGCGCGCGUGCCUCUCAUCGUUGGGCCGCGCAACGCCGGCAAGAGCACGGUCUUGGAGCCGGUGCUGACUCUCUUUGGGGAGGGCGGCGUUUUCACGAAGCCCAAAUUGGGCGCCUUCUGCCCCCUGGCCAAGCUGGUCGGCCCACAGCGUCGGUUCAUUUUCUUUGACGACUACAGGCCUGUGGAGUACGCUUCCAUGCCAGAGAGAAGCCCCACAGUACCAGUCACGGACUUCCUGGCGAUGUUUUGUGGCCAGAAGUUUCAAGUCCAAGUCAGCCAAUGCUUCAACAACGGCCAGCCGGACACGAUCUGGAAGCGCGGGGCUGCCAUGACUGCGAAAAAGAAGGGCUUGUGGAUGCCGAGCGACGUUGUGCCGCAGGAGGAAAUCCGCCACAUGCAGGCCAGAGUCGUCCAAUUUGAGGCGAAGGGCAAGCUGAAGGAGGCUGAUUUCAGGACCGUGCCUAAGUGCUCGGAGAGUUUUGCGCGGUGGCUGGUCACGGGUUCUACGCAGUAUGGGAACAGGCUCCCGCGGCAGCCAACAGCCAGCGAGGAGGCGCAGCCGCGCAGGGGUUUCCCCGGAGUCCUCACUGGCACCACCAACUGGGCCAACUCCGCAUCGGGCUUCGGCUACAUGAACACCGCGAGUGCGAUGCAGUCCGCCCCCUCGUUCUGGUUCGCGGUGAUCGCCGAGGUGCUCGGCGUGUUCCAGACCACAAAGGCGCUGAGCGACGCAUCCGCCUCCUCGUCGAGUGAACGCGUCACGGAUGCGGCGACAAAAGUUGGAGCAAUGGGAACCCUGUCGCUGGUGGCGGCGGGCUUCUGGAGUGUGCUGCAGAAGUGGGGCUGCGUCCCGCUGGCAUGGGGCAUCAGCAUCGGCACCAGUGCAGUGGCCAAAUAUUUGGCAGAUGUCGUUCCAAUUACCCUCAGUGGUUUUCGCAAUGAGCAUGACGUCAUUCUUGCUCUACAGUGGACUUACAUGAGUACGAAGACCGUCCGCGAAGCCACCGACCUCAUCCGGGAGUUGAGCAAGGAGCAGUUGGAGCACGCCAUGGUCGUGGGCGAGCGGGUGGUGCCAUUUUCCCAGUACUGGAAGGAGUACCAGCAGCUGGUCGGAAAUUCGCCUGACCACAUCAGGCACCUCUCUCACAAUAUGCUCCAGGUAGUGGUCAAGAAGUGGAUCGAUGAGGUUACCCGCGCAAAGGGCACGAACGCGCUCGGGACGUGCACGGAGCGGAUGUUCGAGUCGUGCGAGAUACGGCCGCGUUGGUACAAGGUGAACAAGAACUCGAAGGUAAAAGUGCAUGCCUUCUACGGCACGAGCUAUGAGAAGUGGCUCGACGAAAAGAAGGAACACGCCUCAAGAUACUUUAUUCCUCAUCAGCGCCGGCGCUGGGUGGUUCCGAGAAAUCUUGGAUCAGGCGGAGGAGGACCAUUUCUACCCGGAGGACUACAUCAAGAGGGGAGCUUUGGAGUUGUACUACGAGACCAUCGACAACCGCGGCCACCCGCGCAGGCAAAUGACGCCUACUCAGUUCGACCAGCUCCUCAAGGCGUCCAGCAAGAAGGACCUCCAGUGCUGGGCGACGGUCGCUCGUUACGAAAUACCCGACAUACUGAAGAAAGUGCAGCAAACUUUCAUGGACCAGAAGGGCGUUUCCUCGAAGGACAAUGGGGGACGACGUUGUUCCAGCCGGCUACUUCGCCAGGGAGUAUAUGGCGAAAUUCUAUCAGGAUACUUGGGCGAAGUACGUUCACGGUAAGAACAGAACGAAGCUAG
Messenger RNA from Prorocentrum cordatum, 5118 nucleotides. The record is from the annotation of a GenBank genome assembly. NCBI's taxonomy places the organism in Eukaryota, Dinophyceae, Prorocentrales, Prorocentraceae.